Messenger RNA from Diatraea saccharalis (sugarcane borer), 507 nucleotides. NCBI's taxonomy places the organism in Eukaryota, Metazoa, Arthropoda, Insecta, Lepidoptera, Crambidae. The record is from the annotation of a GenBank genome assembly.
AUGAGUUUACAGAAAACCAUAACGUUGGAGAAUUUUGUGAAUGCAUGCAGAAAAUUCUGUGAUAUAUCUGAUAGAAUUAAUGAUGGCUGGAAAUUAAUAGAAAAUCAAAGUGAUAAACACAAGUGCUACAUCAAAAAGUGUACCUUUGUACAUCAAGUUUUGCACGGCAAUAAAUUUUUAUUGAAAACUGAGUAUGUCAUAUUUUUUAAUCUCAGCUAUGGAGUUCCAUCAUUUAGUUUUAAUAUUUGGAAUUCUUCUGGGGUUCUGUUAACUUUGGAUGAAAUCAGGCAGAUGUCUUUAAUAAGUAUAAAUAAAGAAGAUUUUUAUUCAGUUAUAACUCAACAAGAACACCCCGUUUUACAGCGACCAUAUUUUAUAAUGCAUCCAUGCCAUACAGAGGCACUAUUGGGCGAGUUCAAAGAUGUAUCCAAGAAUAUAAUAGUUACCUUCCUGGGAUUAAUUAUGCCGUUACUGAAACUGGACUUGCCUUUAGCUUAUGGCCUGUAA